This is a messenger RNA of Peronospora matthiolae, 270 nucleotides long. Lineage: Eukaryota; Oomycota; Peronosporomycetes; Peronosporales; Peronosporaceae. The record is from the annotation of a GenBank genome assembly.
AUGAGCAAGGUGCCUACUACCGCCUCGUUUACUAAAGCCGCUCGCCACGAAGAGAAGCGGAAGCAUUUUGCAGCCACUUGUGCCAGCUUGAGCAAGCAGCAUCAUGAGAUGGUGGCUCGUCGUGAAAACAUCGAAAGGAAGACAGAAGAGCUCGAGAAGCUGCAGCACGAGAAGCUUCAGUCUCUGAAAAAAAGCGAACGAGUUUGUGAAACAACGCACGAAGCUCGAGAGGGAGCGACUGAGUCAGGAUGUUUGUCGUCGCGAGGCUGA